CAGUUCCUAGUUCACAGAGUUUGCUUCAGCACUGGUUUUGACAGGGAAGGACUGGUGUAGUUCACAACCACACAGACACUGUGAGAAGCAAGCUGUAUUACUUGUGUGUUUGUGCAGACUGCAUCACUCCCUGUAUCAGCCUUUAGUCGGAAGAAAUGACUGGAUCAGAAAAGAGUUUGAGAAAAGGUAGUCCAGCUCCAGGACCUGUGCCUGAUGGAUCAAUUCGCCUUUAUAAUAUGCGAUUUUGCCCUUAUGCCCAAAGGGCAAGGCUGGUUCUAGUUGCCAAGGGAAUUAACCAUGAAGUAGUAAACAUCAACUUAAAGAGCAAGCCUGAGUGGUAUGUGGAGAAGAACCCACUCGGUUUGGUACCUUCUCUGGAGACAAGUAAGGGUCAGCUAAUUUAUGAAUCACCCAUAGUGUGUGACUUCCUGGAUGCGGCUUUUCCUGGAAAGAAGUUAAACCCUGAAGAUCCCUUUCAACGAGCACAACAGCGGAUGAUAGUAGAACAUUUCUCAAAGUUAGUUACUUUGAUGUAUAAAGUCCUGAAUGCAAAGAAAAAUAAAGAAGAUGCAUCUCCAAUAGUAGCAGAAUGUCUGGAGAAGUUCAUUAAAUUUGAUGAGCUUUUAGGCAAACUGAACACUCUGUUCUUUGGAGGAGAUUCUGUGUCGAUGGUUGACUACAUGAUCUGGCCCUGGUUUGAGCGAUUCACAAUUUUUGAUAUGAAAGAGUCUUUAAAUAAAACACCACAUAUCAACGAAUGGUAUCAACUCAUGCUGAAGGAUUCAGCUGUCAAAGCAACUUAUACUGAACCAGAAGUUCUCUUGGGUUUCUUCAAAUUAUACUCAGAAGACAAUAUUGAUGCUGCUGAUUAUGGCCUAUAAACACAGCAGCCACCGAUUUGCCUGUCUUGCACUAAUUUUUUUUUUUUUUUUUUUUCUUGUGAAAAGCAGUAAUUGAUGGUAUGUUGUUUAUAAGCUGAUCAGAAAAAGAGCACUUGUUUUCUCAUUUUUAUAGCUAUGAAAUAAUUUUAGGUUAUUUUUUCUGUAAUACUUUAUGAAAGAACAAUGUGUAUCUAAAUACCAAGGGAUGUUGAAAUUAUUGCAUGAUGCCAGUGUCUUACAACCUAACACUUUUCAAUGACAAUAGUAAGAUUAUUAGUGUUUGUAUGAAAUGUGUGGGUUAGUAAACAAUCAUGUUUAGCUUGUGUAUGUAAUGCUUCUCUAUAAAAUAUUCAGACAAUUGUGAUUUAUUUUUAUUAGAGCCAUUAAAAUUUCAUAUUUGAACAAUA
Molecule: messenger RNA, 1288 nt
Organism: Bombina bombina (fire-bellied toad)
Lineage: Eukaryota; Metazoa; Chordata; Amphibia; Anura; Bombinatoridae
Product: glutathione S-transferase omega-1
Exons: 6
Coding region: 156-881 (241 amino acids)
Biological process (GO): glutathione metabolic process
Cellular component (GO): cytoplasm
Molecular function (GO): glutathione transferase activity; glutathione dehydrogenase (ascorbate) activity
Source: RefSeq, a predicted model, not a curated record